AUGCCACCAUUCACGUUAUACCAGCCUGAAUCGCCGGCGACCCGCCGCCAUAACCCACUCAACGACGUCGAGGACGCACUGGCACUGUGGUGCGCGGGCCCAGGUGUCCGCAUGUCAUCCUUGGUGUUCAAGGUAGAGGCGCGGUUGACCGACCUCCCCUCGACACCGCUUCCACUAGAGCCGAUGCUCGGUGAACUGGAGGACCGACUGAUGGCGCAGUUCUUUGAGGCGUCGUCAAACUCUAUCAGGGGCGAGAGGACACGCGGGGUGGACAACACGCUCCUCCGUUCGCUGUACGGUCGAUACCGCAGGGUGCCGAGCUCCCUCACAGAGGACCAGAGGGCCAUGGUGUGUGCUGCCCUUUGCAUCACCCGGUAUGACGAGCUCCGCCGGACGAUCAUGGACGGUUCGUCUGGCCUGGACACGCCGCGCGAGGAUAUCAUCUACUACCAGAUGGCGAGCGAGGCCCUUCUCAAGUGGACCCACCCGUCGCUCACUGCCGUCUGGGCUAUCUUCUACCUCAUUGUUUACGCCAGGGAGUUGGGUGGGCCCGACGAGACACGCGAGCUCAUUCAACGAUGGGCAUGGCACAUCACCGAGCUGGGGCUGCACCGCGCCGAAACGGCUGAACUGUACCAACCUCACGGCAACGUCCUCGCCCUGUUCUCAGCCUAUUUCUACAGCGAUGUGUUUUUGGCGCACAUGACCAACCUGCGCACUUGCCUGCCGUUCAACGCGUUCGACAUCGACCCGACCCCACCGCCAGGCAUGUUUCCAGAGUGCCUCAACCAAUGCCUGUUCUUCACCGCCAAGUUUCUUGCCGAUUUCGCAAACGAUUCCGUCGACACGCAGUCGCCCGAGUACAUUGCAACAGCAGAGGCAACGUGGAUGCCAAUCAUGCGCGAACUGCGUCACGCCAAAGACACCGAGGGCCCCAAAGUGAAGAUUGCCUGGUCGGCCUGGGCCCAGAUGCGUUACAACUGGCUGCGGUGUCUACUCUACAUUCCCCACAUGCAGCACCCCAUCUAUGCGCCAAACGCGUACACAGCUAUCGCCCGUGCAGUCGAGCAAAUCAUCUACACCUAUGUCGACCUCGUGAGCAUUGACCAGCUCAACACGACAUGGCCACAGUUGCAGCGUCUGGUGAUCGCUGGCCAACUGCUCAUUCUCUGCUAUGACGCUGGCGAGUUUCAUAAACGAGAGGCCCAGACACUCUUCCAGCUCUUGAUCGACAUGCUGCUCCAGCACCAGGGGGCCUGGCCCCAGACCUCGGACCUGAUUGCGGGAUUCAAAUCCGCAGCACAGGUGUUCGGCAUUACCGUCAGCCCCGAUCUGACUUUGCCAUUCGAUCCGCAGUUUGUUGGAAACGCAGACGACAUUCCCUUCUGCCAGUUCCCGUAUGACCUCGGUCUUGACUUUGAAUUCCUCGAGUUCCCUCUCCUGUAG
Apiotrichum porosum is the source of this 1446-nucleotide messenger RNA. RefSeq lists its product as uncharacterized. The transcript is spliced from 6 exons. Lineage: Eukaryota; Fungi; Basidiomycota; Tremellomycetes; Trichosporonales; Trichosporonaceae. The record is from RefSeq and is a predicted model, not a curated record. Bases 1 to 1446 code for a protein of 481 amino acids.